Molecule: messenger RNA, 420 nt
Organism: Entamoeba invadens IP1
Lineage: Eukaryota; Evosea; Mastigamoebida; Endamoebidae
Product: 60S ribosomal protein L27-A, putative
Exons: 1
Coding region: 1-420 (139 amino acids)
Biological process (GO): translation
Cellular component (GO): cytosolic large ribosomal subunit; ribosome
Molecular function (GO): structural constituent of ribosome
Source: RefSeq, a predicted model, not a curated record
AUGAGCAAAAUCCUUGCACCAGGCCGCGUAGUUAUUCUUCUCUCUGGGAGAUAUGCUGGAAAGAAAGCAGUGAUCUCCUCCGUGAAUCUUCAAAAGACUAAAGAUAGAGACUACGGAUUUGUGACAGUUGUCGGCGUUGAAAGAGCUCCAUUGAAGAUCACACGUGCUAUGAGUGACACCGUUCAAAGACUUAGAACUUCCGUCAAGGCGUUCUGCAAAGUCGUUAACGUCAACCAUUUGAUGCCAACCAAAUACACUGUCAACCUCGACCAACUCAACUUAAUUAAGGACGUCAAAAUUAACACCUUCGAAGCUGGUAAACCAUACCCAAUCGCUACCAAGAAAGCUCUUAGCUCGCAAUUCGCUGAGGUCUACAGAAAUGGUAAGGAAUCCUGGUUGUUCACUAAGUUGAGAUUCUAA